AUGAUACACAAACGCGUUCUUACUGUUAUGGUUAUAACAUACUUCACCCAGGCUCUAGAUAAAGGGACCAUAAAUUUCGCCUCAAUCAUGGGCAUCCGUGAAGACACCAACCUUGUGGGCCAAGAGUACGCCUGGUUGACAACCUGUGUGUACAUUGCCAUCCUUGUGUGGGAGUUCCCUACCAACCGUCUUCUACAGCGCUUUCCAAUAGCCAAGUACCUGUCCUUCAAUAUAAUGGCAUGGGGCGUCGUCCUUGCCUGUACUGCUGCUUGCAAAAAUUUCGCUGGCCUCGUGGUUGUCCGAACGCUGUUGGGAAUUUUCGAGUGCAUCUGUCAACCAGCAUUUGUCUUCAUGUCAACUAUGUGGUACACGCGAGAAGAGCAGGCCUUGGUCAUCGGGUCCUUCUAUUCAAUGAACGGAUUCCAACAAUGCGUCGGUGGUCUCAUCGCCUAUGGUAUAGCUCAGCUACUUGGCUGCCUGACCUUUGUUUGGGGUCUCUUCGUUUUAUGGUGGCUUCCAGAUAGCCCUAUGCGAGCGAACUGCUUUUCUCCUGAGGACCGCUUGCUCAUGGUAGAGCGAGUGAGGAAGAACGAUACUGGCGUUCAAAAUAAGAAAUUUAAGAUGCACCAAGCUCGCGAAGCUCUACAGGACAUCACGGUGUGGGGCAUUGUGCUGAUUUCGUUUACCAAUGCGCUCCCCACAGGCGGAUUGGGAGCGUUUUCGAACAUCAUUCUUAAAGCUUUCGGGUUCACUCAACUUCAGACUUAUUUACUGGCGAUCGCUCAAGGUGUUAUCAUCAUGCUGUUUCUCUUCAGUGCUGCAUACCUUUCCAAGCAAUACAAUCAGAGACUGCUACUGGCAUUCAUCUACACAUUGCCGAACGUUGCAGGGACAAUCGUGUUUCUCUGUGUUCCAACUUCGGAGAAGACGAAAGUCGGAUUGUUAUUGGCCUUUUACUGCACGCAAGGAUUCGGGGCUGUGGCUGUUUUGAACCUCGCCGUCAUGUCUGGGAACGUGGCUGGGCGUACAAAACAAGCCGUUGCAUCAACGCUCGUAUUUGUCGCAUGGGCAGUAGGCAAUGCCGUUGGUCCUCAAGUGUUUCGCGAGACAGAAGCUCCGCGAUACGUCAAAGCCUUUGUUGCGCACAUCGUCAUGUACGGCAUCCAGUUGGCGACGAUCUUCCUCCUUCGACUCCACCUCAUGCGACAAAACAUCUUAAAACGCCGUGCGCAGGGCAUUGUUGUCGGCGAGAAAGCAAGCGAUGAAGGAAUUGAGGCAGAUGAACACAUCGAACAUAGACAUGCUUUUGAUGACUUGACCGAUCGUGAAAACCCGGAUUUCCGCUACGUGUACUAA
This is a messenger RNA of Cyclocybe aegerita, 1356 nucleotides long. Lineage: Eukaryota; Fungi; Basidiomycota; Agaricomycetes; Agaricales; Hemipholiotaceae. The record is from the annotation of a GenBank genome assembly.